Sesamum indicum (sesame) is the source of this 996-nucleotide messenger RNA. RefSeq lists its product as uncharacterized. Lineage: Eukaryota; Viridiplantae; Streptophyta; Magnoliopsida; Lamiales; Pedaliaceae. The record is from RefSeq and is a predicted model, not a curated record.
GUCAGAACAAGUUGUGUUGUUUAUCUGGCAAAUUGCUGUCAUUUAAACCCCUAGAGUGGGGCACAAAUCUUCAUGUGUAUAUAUACACACACAUAUUUUAUCAAGGGAAGUAGGCAAUGCGGCCAGUUGAGCAAAACUUAGAGAUCCCGGCUUUCAGAGUCUUACAAUCUCCUGCGCUACUUCCAUCCACCACUUACCACUUCUACUUGUGAUAUUGGCAACCAAGAUGCCUAGCACCAGCCCUGAUUAUGAUCAUCAUCAGAAAUCAUUCAGAAUUAAGCAUGAUGAUGACAAGUUCUUCACCAGGCUUCUGUCCAAGGAAAGUUCUAAAUCAAACCCUUCUUUCAGAGUCUACUAUGGGGAUCAUGUCCCCAGUGCUGUUCCCUUCAUGUGGGAAACUCGUCCUGGUACCCCUAAACACACAUCUUCUCACAAUUCUCACAUUCCUCCUCUCACCCCACCUCCCUCUUACUACACCAACAACUUCACCAACUCCUCAAAGAACCACUCCAGAUCCAAGCUUCUUUUCCACACUUUCCUAAGCAGAAUGAAUCCCAAGAAACCCCACUCCCCAUCAUCUCAUUCGCCUACCUCCUCCUUCUCCUCUCUUUCCUGGUCAUCAUCUUCACGUUCCUCCUUCUCUGAUCCGGUCAUGACACCCACCUACGCUCACAAGCGAAGACGUACUUCAAGCUGGAGCGUGUCGUUUGACAAGUCGUCGUGUUUUGGGAAUGAGAAGGAGAAUGGUGAAAAUCAGAGACGCUCAGUGUUAAUUGUGAAGAAAGCUUUGUUGUCCAUAGUCGGCCGUCGAUCCGCUUAGUGUACGUUAAGGUAUUGCUUGUUAAAUCAUCUGUGUUGUUAGGCACCGUUGAUUUUUUGUGCUUUAGACGUACUGGAAACGAUUUGAUUUUUCGGUUCCUCGGUGUUAAUGUGCUGCUGUAGUUAUAUAAUUACUGCGGACUCCACUUCAAUAAUAACAAUUGAAUUUGAAAUGUA